AUGGCGCAUUUCCGUCGCUGCAACGAGAAAAAUGUGGACCUGAACCGCAACUGUCUCUUACCGCAGGAGUUUGAGAGAUUGCAAACCGAAGACAAACUGGCGACAAUCUACAGCAGUUUCGAUCCUCUGUUUAAUCCAACGGUGACACCGAGUUGGUUCUACCGGAAUGUGGCCAUUUGGCCACACAUGGCUUCCUACGUUGCUGCCUAUGGCUUUGGAUACAUCAAGACCGCGCUAGUCGGUGGCACAUACACCCAGGAGCAAGGGAUGUUCUUCGGCGGCCGAGAGUUGCAGAAAUCGCACGUUCUGCUGCGAGACUUCUUCAGGGAGCAUUUCGGCAAGGUGCCGGCAAAGGAGAUUGCAUGGGUCGACGUGCAUACUGGACUUGGCGCAGAAGGCGUGGAUGUGCUUCUGGGCAAUUUCGAAGAUCGACAGCUCAUGGAU
Symbiodinium necroappetens is the source of this 444-nucleotide messenger RNA. The record is from the annotation of a GenBank genome assembly. NCBI's taxonomy places the organism in Eukaryota, Dinophyceae, Suessiales, Symbiodiniaceae.